This is a messenger RNA of Neltuma alba, 1763 nucleotides long. Its product is annotated as DEAD-box ATP-dependent RNA helicase 58, chloroplastic-like. The coding region runs from base 150 to 1577 and encodes 475 amino acids. The record is from RefSeq and is a predicted model, not a curated record. The transcript is spliced from 10 exons. NCBI's taxonomy places the organism in Eukaryota, Viridiplantae, Streptophyta, Magnoliopsida, Fabales, Fabaceae. Gene Ontology annotation, molecular function: RNA helicase activity; RNA binding; ATP binding.
CCAUGCCGGGAAAAGGAGCUCUGAAAGAGCCCUAUUGAUUACGUUCUAUCGAAAUUCGUAGUCUCACUCGGACUUCUUUCUUCCACACUGCUAUUUGCUUCUCCUCUUGCUAAUCAGUAGCCUGCCUUUCUUUAUGCAACUGAGGUUCCAUGGAUGCCUUCUCGCCUGCACAGCUUCUUCCCAUUUCCUUUGAGAAGCCAACUCCUACUUGUUUUCUUUCUCACUCACAAAAUCAUACCUUCAAUUUUUUCUUUUCCACGUAUCACGUCAACCCUGGUCUCCGCUUUAUCUCCAAGUUCAGAACUCCACAAUCCCUUUUAAAUACGUCUUCCUUGGCCCCCGGAGCAGUUGAUAAAAUUGGUUCUCAUGCGUUAAGAGAAAUAUGCGAAGCCCAUGUUCCCCGGCAUAUAUUAGACAGGAUGGAAGAGAUUGGAUAUGUCAUGCCUACAGAUGUCCAGAGACAAGCAUUGCCUUCUCUUUUAUCUGGUCGCGAUUGCAUACUUCAUGCUCAGACAGGUUCUGGGAAGACGCUCGCAUACGUGCUUCUGAUAUAUUCCGUCAUAGACGCUGCAAAAUCUGCCGUGCAAGCUCUUGUUGUGGUGCCCACCCGUGAACUUGGCAUGCAAGUUGCUAAAGUUGCUAGGAUGUUGGCAGCAAGUCCGACAGAGGUUGAGAAGGAGCACAAGUCAUAUACCGUCAUGGCUCUUUUAGAUGGAGGAACAUUGAGAAGACACAAGAGUUGGCUAAAGGCAGAGCCUCCAAUGAUAGUAGUCGCAACAGUGGGGAGUUUAUGCCAUAUAAUUGAAAGACAAUUUUUAAAGCUAGAAACUGUGCGGGUGUUAGUAGUGGAUGAGGUUGACUUUAUUUUCAAUUCUUCAAAGCAAGUCAGUUCCCUUCGAAAACUUUUAACUCUGUAUUCGUCAUGCAAUAACCGUCAAACGGUUUUUGCCAGUGCGUCUAUACCACAACACAGGCGAUUUCUUCAUGAUUGUGUGCAGCAGAAAUGGACUAAGAGUGAUGUGGUCCAUAUUCAUGUCAGCCCAGUUGAGCCCAUGCCAUCACGCCUGCAUCAUAGAUUUGUAGUAUGUCAUAGGAACAAGAAGCAACAAACCCUGUUAUCUUUGAUACAAUCUGAUGCACCUGAGUCUGGCAUUAUAUUUGCCAGUGAGCAGUCUAAGAGGUCAAAACAGGCAGGAAAUGCUCCAUCAACGUCCCUUCUGGUUGACUUUCUGAAGACUUCAUACCAAGGUUCUUUAGAUAUCCUCCUCCUUGAGGAAGAUAUGAAUUUCAAUUCACGGGCAGUUUCACUGUUGGAGGCAAGGAAAGGUGGCGGCUAUCUUCUUGUAGCAACAGAUAUAGCUUCAAGAGGAGUUGACCUUCCGGAAAUGUCCCACAUUUACAACUUUGAUCUGCCCAAGACUGCCAUAGAUUAUCUUCAUCGGGCAGGUAGGACUUGUAGGAAACCUUUUUCUGACAUGAAAUGUACUGUUACCACUAUCAUAGUUCCAGAGGAGCGGUUUGUUCUCCAGAAGUAUGAAAAUGAGUUAAUGUUCAAUUGUGAAGAGCUUACUUUAUAAUCCAUAUCUUAACUUCCACGCGUAUUGAUUAGAUGGCAUAUUCUGCCUCAAAUUGGCUUUAUGAUUAGUCUGAGUUAUCCUUCCAACUUUCAGGUUAUUCAUUAUGUUUACAUUUGUAGAACAUUGUUUGGAUCAAAAAAAUUGAUUUCCCUAUCAUAAUGUUAUAUUUUAGAAAUGUUGUGAUCU